AUGGCUCCCGGUAUCAUCGAGAUCGGCUCGACACAAGCGUUCGACCAGAUCGCCAAGUCGCUGCCCGCUUCCCAGCUGCUCGUUGUCGACUUCCAUGCCGUUUGGUGCGGUCCCUGCCAUGCCAUCGCUCCCGUUCUCGCACAGCUCGCGCAGAAGUACCCCCACGUCAAGUUUGUCAAGAUCGAUGUCGAUGCUCAGGCAGAGCUUGCACGCCGCUUCCAGAUCUCGGCCAUGCCGACCUUCAAGUUCCUGAAGGGCGGACAGGUCAUUGACGAGCUCCGCGGUGCGAGCCCACCGCAGCUGCAGCAGCUCGUGCAGCGGCACGCGGGCCCUGUGCAGUCGGCAGCGCCCAAGACGAGUGGAUCUUCUGCCCAGGCCGCGGCUCCCCCCGCGCCUGCUGAGGGCUCGCUGAUGACGCACGUCUCGUCGACGGGGCUCAGUUGCCUGGGCGAGUCAAAGGACCACCCUUUGUCGUCGAUCGUGGGCCCCAACGCCGGGCCCAAGGGGCGCAGCUACCUUGAGUCGGAUGUCGACCCCGAGCUCCUCAUCUCCGUCCAGUUCAACGAGGCUGUCAAGAUCAAGGCGCUGUCCAUCUUCUCGGUCGUAUCGCCCGCGCAGGCUCCCAAGACCAUCCGCCUCUACGUCAAUCAGAACCACAUGGACUUUGGCGACGCAGACUCGCACGAGCCCGCGCAGGAGCUGACUCUGACGCCCGAGGACAUCCGGGGGAACAAGGUCGAGCUGCGCUUUGUGCGCUUCCAGAAGGUGCACAGCCUGCACAUCCUUGUCAAGGACAACCAGGAGGACGACGAGACGACGCGCAUCGACUCGCUCGACCUGUUUGGCCAGCUCGCGUAG
This is a messenger RNA of Cutaneotrichosporon cavernicola, 858 nucleotides long. RefSeq lists its product as uncharacterized. The record is from RefSeq and is a predicted model, not a curated record. Gene Ontology annotation, cellular component: cytosol. The transcript has 7 exons. The coding region runs from base 1 to 858 and encodes 285 amino acids. Gene Ontology annotation, molecular function: protein-disulfide reductase activity. NCBI's taxonomy places the organism in Eukaryota, Fungi, Basidiomycota, Tremellomycetes, Trichosporonales, Trichosporonaceae.